Fraxinus pennsylvanica is the source of this 372-nucleotide messenger RNA. The record is from the annotation of a GenBank genome assembly. NCBI's taxonomy places the organism in Eukaryota, Viridiplantae, Streptophyta, Magnoliopsida, Lamiales, Oleaceae.
AUGGCUGAACCAAGUGUUGCCGACACAAUCAGCAUUUUGAGGGGGUUGAAAGAGAAUCAACCUGAAGAAAUUGAUAAUCUAGAAAGGAAGAGUACUCAAUUGGAGGUUGAACUCCAUGCUCUUGAGAAGGAGAAGGAUAAAGCCAGCAAAGCUCGGCUUGUUGAAGUAAGAAAGGAAUUCAAUGAUUUGAGAGAUAAACUCCAGCCUUUGAUGAUGAGAUACAGAAAGGAGAAAGAAAGAAUUGAUGAGCUCCGGCGCCUCAAGCAAAAGCAGGACGAGCUUUUGUAUGCCUUGCAGGAAGCUGAAAGAGAUAUAAUCUUGCUAGAGNUGUUUCGAGGUAACAUUGGAAAGCGAGGUUCAUAUAGAAAGUAA